Motacilla alba alba is the source of this 7528-nucleotide messenger RNA. It is a transcript of the gene GABRR3, whose product is annotated as gamma-aminobutyric acid type A receptor subunit rho3. Gene Ontology annotation, molecular function: extracellular ligand-gated monoatomic ion channel activity; GABA-A receptor activity; neurotransmitter receptor activity. Bases 6084 to 7493 code for a protein of 469 amino acids. The transcript has 11 exons. Gene Ontology annotation, cellular component: synapse; membrane; neuron projection. Gene Ontology annotation, biological process: nervous system process; monoatomic ion transmembrane transport; regulation of membrane potential. Lineage: Eukaryota; Metazoa; Chordata; Aves; Passeriformes; Motacillidae. The record is from RefSeq and is a predicted model, not a curated record.
UGCCUCAUUGUGGCUAAGAAUAAUGGUACUAAUAUGAUAUAAGCUCUUAAUUGCAGAGGUUUAAAAAUCCUGUGAUAGUUUAACAGAGAUGGGCAGUGGCAGCUUUGGUUCUUCUCCUUCCUCUCACCAGCUUUCAUCAUUGAAAGGAACACCUUCCUCUCUAGAGUGAGUGGUGCUUCUGCAGCUGCUGAGGGGUUGUGUUACUUCCAGGGGUUGUGUCAUCCUUCAGGGCGUAAGGCUGCUGCUCCAUGUCCCACACCUGCCUGGCCUGUGAGUCUUGUCCCUUCUCCCUGCCUGCCUGGGAGCCUCCUGCUCCUCGACUGCAGGGCAGCCCACAGCUCCAGGAAUGAGGUAGGAGUGGGGAGCAGCCACACCUCACAUGGAUUUUCAAAUGCUGAGAACAAUUGGUAGCCCAAUUUUAUGUAUUUAUUUAGUGCAAAUAAACACCUGACAGAAGCAUACGGCCAGCAGUGAGCAACAGCCCCCUAUGCUCGCUCACAUGGGAGCUGGCAGGGCUAGUGGAUGCAAUAAUGCACAGAAGAAAGGAAGGGAGGAAGAGGAAGUAAAUUUCUUUCAUCAAACUAGGGAAUGCUAGUGUUCUUAAAAGUGAUCUGUCCAAAAUAGCUGCCAAUUCCAACUGUUUUGACUACAGUAUUUCUUUCCCUCUCAAAUUCUGCCUCUGCUAGCCCCACUCAGUCUAAUUAUUGCAGGUACAAGCACACACAGACUCAAAUUCUCCAUCCUCUUGUACCUUGCAUUUGAGCUGGUGAUCCCUGUUCCACCAUUCUGUGGUGUUGGUCCCCCUCUCAGGAGUUUUGUCCAAGCAUCCUGGCUUUUCUCAGCCUUGGUGGGUUGAUUAUAGCAAUUUUUUUUUAUGAAUGGCAAUGUUCCUCCAUGGGACUAGGAGAGGGAACUGCUAAGAUUCAAGCAAGAGCUGAAUGGCAGCUUUGUACCAGCAAGCCUGGUCACAGAGAUUCCUGCAAAGUUCUGAGGAGGAGGAGAUGCUGCUGGAUGAAGUAAGCGGUCUCCGGUACCCCCAGCCCACAGGGAAAGACAUGUAGAUCCAGGCAACAUCCAGCAUAAAAAUUCCGUUCCAAUUCAAAAACAGAAUGGGUCUUUUAACUGAUUUGUAAUCAGUGUGAUUCCUGCAGUGACGACAAAAACAUCCCAGGGUUUUCACCCACACUUCCACCUCCUGAAAUCCACUGGAACCAAAAGCCCACAGUGGAAUUUAAGAGUUGUUUUGGUGUGUUUGCAAGACCAUGGAGUCUGAAGAAUUCUAGGGAACUGUGCCCCAGACUUCUCAAUGCUCAUUAGGUGUGCUGUGAUAUUAACUGUCAGGAAAUCUCAUGAAGUUGUUGGAGAAAUUGUGUCUUGGUUGCAGGCCAGACUUAAUUUAGGAAAAAUUCUGAAUGAAACAGACUCCUCUGUUUAUCAGAAAAACCACCAGAAGUUUAGCUUUUGAGAUACAUUCCUCCUGAUUUGCCUUCACAGCUGAACAGAUAUCUGUGGGAGAACACCACUUUAUUUCCUUUUUGUUUUUUUUUUAAUCCCUACAGCCAAAUACCUUAAGAAAAGAUGUUGUUAUUUUUUGAUGGGUGUUUGUUUAACAACUCAUUUUAUGGUGGAAACCCUUUAAUAUCAGAUACUUCUGAGAGAACAGCCUCUUCCAUCAGCCCAGUUAAGUCUUCAGAUAGGCUUUUCCUUUUGAUGAAAAUUGUAUUUUCUGUUUUUGAUCUGCUGCUGGUCCUUAACUAAAGUCCUUUGAAACUUACCUGGGUUCAAAAGACUAAUUUUCAUCAAGACUUUUAAGACAAGGGGGCUUUGAGGACAUGAAGAAAAUCACUUGCCGCCUUCUACUCCAAUAAAAAUCAUGAGCUAUUGUGUUUUCUUUCUAAAACUUAAGAAAAUAGGAAAUGGGUUUGGCUUGAAAUACUUGAAUCUACUGGGCAUGUAUGUACCUAUUUAGUCAAAGUAUGUUUGCAUUUGUUCUCUUCCCUUUCUCCUUACAAGUCUGUUACUCAAUCCACUGGGCUAAAGAAGAAUUUUACAUCUAUUGUGAAAUGAAAGUCAGCAGCAGAAACACUAUUUUGGCUCUUUUAGGACGUUUUAAAGCCUCCCACUAUCACCAGAAAGGGCAAAAUGGAUUUUUGAUGAUCCCCUGUUUCUUCUCUUGAAUUUUUACAUGAAUAACAGCUACUCUGUCUUCAUUAAAAAAAAAAAAAAAGAGAGAGAGAGAGAGAAAGAAGUUUUCUUUUGACACUGUGUAAGACACACUGGAGAUGAUUCAUGAGCUUUUACUUCAGCAUGACUAUUGUUGCAUCUUGACCUCUAGUGCCUAUUUUAAUUUGAAUUCUCUUACCUGCAUAGUACAAAUCAUCCCUUUGUCUUGUGUAAGAUCUUUAAAAAGUAGGAUAUUCCUGUGUAAUGAAAAUGCAUUCUUUUCAGUGAUGACAAGGCAAAUAAUACCACCCCUACCUAAUCCUCUUCUAUACUUGGUAGGGUUUGCUGAGAGUUACAGCCUUUACUUGAGUAGCUCUGUUCUGGGCAGGAGAAGAUGAAAGUGAGAAAUUGUCUUGUAAAAACACAUGUCCCCAAGAGAAAAUUUAAGGCAAAAAGGAUUUUCAAAGUGUAAACAGAAGUGUGAAUCAUUGCCAGUGGAUGUUAAGCUUCAUGACUGCUUUUUACUUCAAUUUGCAUAGUUGCACUUCCAGGCUGACUUUAGGUGAUGUACAAUCUUCCUAAACCCUUUUUUUUCCCUCCUAUGGAUAAGGAUUCAUGUCAAAUCAUAACUGAUCUAGAGUUUAGUAAGGAAGAGUAUUUAGGAGCAGUGAUACAGCUGCCUUCCUCACUCCCUCUGUACUAGUAAUAUUUGUGUUAAUAUAUGUCUUUUUUACACUGGUUUGAUACAGGCUGGAAUUAAGAUCCUGCAUGAUCAGGGAACUGACAACAGAAGGGCUGGAAACUCUAUGGACACCAAGCAGUGAAGGUUUGCCCAAUGCUCUCAACUACAAAUAUCCUAAAAACCACAAAUUAUGCAUUUUUCACUUAAUUCUGCAGGAAAUAAAGUGGCUUUUCAAACAGCUUUCGUUACCCAAUGCUGAAAGCCCUGCAGGCUGCCCAGGGUUUAAUAACAGACCCUGUCUCUCUCUUGCGUUGGAUUGUGAUAUGCGGGACUCUCUACACUGCCCUUCUCUCUACUGCUGAACACCUUGAUCCUGCAGCCUGAAAAACAGAGGGAGAAGCAGCACUGUGAAAGGCAGAAAAGAGAUUUCUGGUGAGACAAUCAGAAUCAGUUUCUGUUUUCCCUGACAUUUCACAAAUUGCAAACCGGAGCCCUGAGCUUCUUGCCUCUCGCUCAGAGCUCUCGGAGUGCAGCGGAGAGAGACUCGCAUGAUGCAGAUGGGGAUGCUCUCACCACACGCAUUUUCAGUGUGAUUUUUUUUUUUUUCUUAAAAACACCUGUGAAUAAACCCCCUCGUUGUCACCACUGGUGGGAGGCACCCACACCCGCAGUAAUCCAUCAGUGCAAGGAGUGUGCUUGUGAGAUGCCGGCGGGGCUGGGAGUCCUGGGGUGUGGAUUGAGGCUGCUGAUUUUAACUCCGGCUGUGUUGGAGACUGCCUGCCCUGGGGCUGGGAGAUAUCUCCUGCUGCCUGGGGCUGAUCAAGUGAGGUACACAGCGGUGGGCACUGAUAACAGCUGCACGUUGUCCUCCGUGUGCUGAGAGAAGCUCCUUUGUUACAGGAAGAAAAAAUCCACUUCAGAAAUACUGGAGAGGUUUCUUAGGUGCCAAAUCCCUGAGCCUGUGAAACCCUGAAACCCCGGGCUUUGCUACAGGUUUUAAUCAGCUCAGUGUUUAUUCAAAAAGAGGCAUAAAGCCUUUUAAAAUUAGCCUUAUUUUUCUCUAGGACUCAAGGUCAAGUCUCCAUUAGCUCAUACUUCUGGAAAUGUCUCAGCCAGGGUUUGCACGUACAUUCCUCCAUCAGAACAGUAUUAAUCACACUCCUGCCAUCUCAGGGAGCUGGAGUACCUCUGCAUUUCCCAAGCAUUUAUUUUUCUUUCUCUUCAUAUUCUCCAAGUCCACACACUAUGGUGACAGCCACUGGAAUACCUAGCAAAUUUACCACCUUCCUUUCUGAACACUGUGGGUCUGGAGCAGGCUAUAAGGUAAGACUUGGCAGACCCACACUCCCUGUAAAACAAAACUUUGUUUACUCUUGUUUUUUUACUCCUCCUUUUCCACUCUAGUGGAAAAUCUUAAACACGACCACUCAGGACUAACAAAGCUGGAGGCAAGCAAAAUAGCAUUUCUUAUCUGAAAAAUUUUCACACUUGACAACCUCUGAAAUUUGGGGGCAAAAUGCCUACUAUGUUUGCCCUCAUAUUAUUUCCACAUCAGCAAAUCUGUAGUGUUUAUUUCCACCACAUAUAUUUCACUCCUGCCAGUAUUGGUGACAGACAAAGGCCAUUGCUGAGUUGCUAGGGAUGUCUUGUGCUAAAGUGAUCAGAUUAAAAGUGAAAAAAAAUACUUGGGUUGUAGGGAGCCUCCUCCCCUUCUUAACAUGUGCUGCAGAGUGAUGCCACCUGCAUCAGGUCACAGAUGUCAGUGCAGAUGGUGUGCCACCUUAUGUAACCUGGCAGGGGCCAUACGGUACUAGGACACCGUGUCUGGGUCAGGUUAUACAAUUGUGGAGGAUGUGUUUGAGCCUGAUGGCACAACCCAGCAUCUGGGCUGGGGCCUCGGUCACCCUACAUGCAACGUGAAUUACAGGGACUCGGAGAAACUGGGACCUCUUGCAGUCAAUAAUUAAAAUACGUAAGGUCUCCAAUACAAGCAGUACAAGCAAUACAAGCAACCCCAUGUAAAUAAGGAUGAAAACAAGGCACAAAGAAUGGCAUAAGAAGUGGUGGCAGCAGUGUGUUCCGGACAAAUACACAGAGGGAGGUGUUUAUCUGUGCACUGGGCAAGGAGGCUGUGGAGCUCCAGCUGCAGGCUCCUGAAGAUGCUGCUGCUUCAGGCUGCGGCCAGGAACACCAUUCCCGAGCAGACUCCUCCUGGGUACUCUGAACUGAAACAUUCCUAAUGUACAUAAAGAGGCUAUUCCCAAUACUGAAUGAUUUGGGGAGAGGGUCUGUGGGUGCUCGCUUCUUACUAAUGAAUGCCUUCACCUUAUUCUAGUGGUCUCAUUUCCAAUAAGCCCAACUAAAGUCCAAUGGCUUCCCUACCGUCUUGUCACACUUUACGAAGCUGCUAUCUUUAUUUCCAUUUUAAAUGACUUCCAGUGGUCUCUCACACCACCAAAUACAGCGAGGAUUACUGAAGGAAUUAAGAUCACAGCCACCAGAGCCUGUUUUAUUCUUGUGCUAAGGGGCUGGAAGUCAGUCUCGUACGGAACAUCAGGAAAGCUACUGUGAAGAGUAGCAGGCUGCUGGACAUGGACUCGUGAAGUGGGAACCUCCACGAUCAUCUUGGAUAUUUGGCCAGCCUUACAAUCACUUUUCUUUUUCCCCUUGCUGCUGUCCCCUUCGCUUUUUAUCAUCUCAUACUUGCUGCUCGCUGGCCUUUCGCCCCACACCGUCCUCCCUCAGAAAUCCAUGUUGACACAUUCCAGAACUCCCCUCAGCUUUUUGUGUAUCUGAAGACAGUUACCAGAUCAGCAUUUCUGCCCUGAAGGCAUCACAGCAAGGUGAUCAUCCAGGCUAUGUCGAAGAGGUUACUGAGCGGGUGAUGGAGAAUUUAAAACCGCGCCUUUGCUGAAAGAGAGGCAGCAAUGGAUCAGAGGAAAGCAGCCUGGCCAAGCAAACUGCCCUACCUACCACAGUGCUGAAAACAAGGUGCUUCUGGUUGGACAACAGAUGCUGCAGGGAUGUAGAGCUGAGGGAAUAUUUAUGAUUUGCCAAAAUACGAGGGGAACUUGGCGAGGACAUCAGGACUGGGAUGCCCCGGUCUUCUCCCUUCAGGGAUGCCUUGCUUCAGGAGCAUCUUUUGUCUGCUAUGCUGUUUCUGAAGGGUAAAAACACUAACAAAUAAGAAGUCAGCAAGGUGGAUUGGGUGAUCAGGUGCAUUUCUCUUUUGGAAGAGAUGGUCCUGGUCAUGAAACUUCUGUUCCUCACCUGCCUAUGGCCAACAGCAGUGCUACACAGUUCUCACAGUCAGCAUCACCGUCUUCAUCGUCGGCAACAAAUGUCAUUCUCAAGAAAACAUAACAGCAAACGAGAAAUUAAAAUGAGGAAGCUUGACAGCACAAAGGUCCGACCACUCAAAUCUGAGCAGCUUCUUCACAUAGAGGACCAUGACUUUGCACUGAGACCUGGAUUUGGAGGGUCACCAAUACCUGUGGGCAUUGAUGUGCAGGUGGAGAGCAUUGACAGCAUAUCUGAAGUUGACAUGGACUUCACAAUGACUUUAUAUCUGAGACACUACUGGAAGGAUGAGAGGCUCUCAUUCCGUAGCAACAAAAACAAGAGUAUGACUUUCGAUGGACGGCUGAUAAAAAAGAUCUGGGUGCCUGAUGUGUUUUUUGUGCACUCCAAAAGAUCUUUCAUCCAUGAUACAACUGUGGAAAACAUCAUGCUCCGAGUAUACCCUGAUGGCAAUGUCCUCUUCAGUCUGAGAAUAACAGUUUCUGCAAUGUGCUUCAUGGAUUUCAGUAGGUUUCCUCUGGACACACAGAAUUGUUCUUUAGAACUGGAAAGCUAUGCAUACAAUGAAGAUGAUCUGAUGUUGUACUGGAAACAUGGCAACAAGUCCCUGAGCACAGAUGAACACAUCUCCCUCUCCCAGUUCUUCAUUGAGGAAUUCAGUGCUUCCAGUGGACUUGCUUUUUACAGCAGUACUGGUUGGUACAACCGACUUUUUAUCAACUUUGCACUCCGCAGACAUAUUUUCUUUUUUGUGCUACAAUCCUAUUUCCCAGCCAUGCUGAUGGUGAUGCUGUCUUGGGUUUCAUUUUGGAUUGACAGAAGAGCUGUUCCUGCCAGGGUGUCAUUAGGUAUAACUACAGUGCUGACAAUGUCCACCAUCAUGACAGGAGUAAGUGCCUCAAUGCCUCAAGUGUCUUACAUAAAGGCUGUGGAUGUGUAUUUAUGGAUCAGCUUCCUUUUUGUCUUCCUGUCAGUCAUCGAGUAUGCAGCGGUGAACUAUCUCACCACAAUUGAAGAGAGAAAACAACUCAAAAAAAGGGGCAAGGCUUCAGGAAUGUACAGCAUGGAUGCAGUGCAAGCAAUGGCUUUUGAUGGCUGCUACCACGACACGGAUGAGGACAUGGACCUGAGUCCCUUCCCAGAGCCCUGUGAGGAGAACGAGACCAGGGCAAGUCAAACCAACAUCUCCAAUGCUGACACACCUCGCUUAAAGAGGAAGAGAUCUCUGAAGGGAAACGUGGGCAGGAUUAUUUUGCAGAACAAUCAUGUUAUUGACACGUAUUCCAGGAUUAUAUUUCCCAGUGUAUAUAUUGUGUUCAACUUUUUUUACUGGGGUUUGUACAUAUGAGCAAAAAUGCUUAUAAGCUAGACUUUAUUUGUGUG